This is a messenger RNA of Beta vulgaris subsp. vulgaris (sugar beet), 336 nucleotides long. RefSeq names its product L10-interacting MYB domain-containing protein-like. The transcript has 2 exons. The record is from RefSeq and is a predicted model, not a curated record. Lineage: Eukaryota; Viridiplantae; Streptophyta; Magnoliopsida; Caryophyllales; Amaranthaceae. Bases 1 to 336 code for a protein of 111 amino acids.
AUGCCCCCUAAGGAAAGGACACUUUGGACCCCUAAGACUACCGAAAUAUUUUUAGAUUUGUGCCUUGAAAACAAGAACGGUGGCAAUACUAAGUAUGAUUGGGAUACAAUUAAAAUACGUUUGAAUGCACAAACUGGGAAAAAUUUCGAGAAAAAGGCUGUAGAGAAUUACUAUAAUGACUGUAGAAACAGAUUUAAGGCUUGGUAUGAACUGAAGACCAAGUGGACCGGAAUCGGGUGGGAUGAGAACACUGGAUGCCCGACAAUUGAUCCACAUGAUGAGAAGUGGAAAGCGUUUGUUCAGGUUCAUAAAGGAAGACCUUUAGCCUUUUUUUAA